This is a messenger RNA of Daucus carota subsp. sativus, 3989 nucleotides long. Its product is annotated as disease resistance protein RPV1-like. Gene Ontology annotation, biological process: defense response; signal transduction. The record is from RefSeq and is a predicted model, not a curated record. Gene Ontology annotation, molecular function: protein binding; ADP binding. Bases 85 to 3558 code for a protein of 1157 amino acids. The transcript has 6 exons. NCBI's taxonomy places the organism in Eukaryota, Viridiplantae, Streptophyta, Magnoliopsida, Apiales, Apiaceae.
UAAAUGGCUAAUAUAUAUUACGUUCUUAAUCUUCCCUUACUUCAACUUAUAACAAAGAGAGAACUAAUUUGAUAUCUUUCAAUCAUGCUGAAAUUGAAGUCUGUAGAUUCGUCAUCUCAAAAUUAUAGCUAUGAUGUAUUUUUAAGUUUCAGAGGUGAAGAUACCCGCAAGAGUUUUACAGAUCAUCUCUAUAAAGCUUUGCAAGAUGAAGGACUAAUUACUUUUAGAGAUGACGAGGAGAUUGAGAGGGGAGAGAGUAUUAAAUCUGAAUUGGAAAAUGGUAUCCAACAGUCAAGGAGUUGGAUAGUUGUAUUCUCUGAGAACUAUGCCUUUUCCAGUUGGUGCCUUGACGAACUUGUGAUGAUUCUCAAAUGCAGGAACGAAUCGAAACGUCUUCUGUUACCUAUCUUCUACCAUGUGGAUCCAUCCGAUAUUCGCAAACAAUCUGGUUGUCUCUGUGAAGCAUUCUCUAGGCAUGAAGAGAAAUUUAAGAGGGAAGUGAAUGAUACUAAGAGAAAAGAUUUGAUGGAAAAAAUUAAGCAAUGGAGGACUGCUCUUACUGAGCUUGCAAAUCUGGGAGGCAUGCAUCUGCAAAACUUAACCAAUGGGUACGAAUCAGAGUUUAUCUUGAAAAUUGUUAGCGUCAUCAAAGAUAAAGUGACUCGUAAUAACAUAUUAAGUAUCACUCCGCAUCUUGUUGGAAUUAAUGAUUCAUUACAUGCCAUUAAUUUAUGGUUAAGAGAUGGUUCUGCUAAUUUGGAAGUGUUUGCAUUGUAUGGUAUUGGUGGAGUGGGAAAGACAACUAUUGCAAAAUAUGUUUAUAACACGAGCUUUCAACUAUUUGAAGGUGGUAGUUUUUUAGAAAAUAUAAGGGAAUAUUCUGAACGGCCAGAUGGUUUACUGUGUUUACAAAGACAACUUCUUUCAGAUAUUUCCAAGGGAAAGACACCAGCUGUCAACAAUCUUAAUGAUGGCAUUCAUAAGAUACGAAGAGCCCUUCAUGGUAGGAAACUUCUGAUAGUUUUGGAUGAUGUGGAUCAAAGUGAACAGUUAGAUGCAAUCUUUGGGAUGCGAGAGUGGUUUUACCAUGGAAGCAAAAUUAUGCUAACGACACGGAAUGUGCAUUUGCUGAAUGCUCAUAAACAUUGCAAGAGAUAUGCUGUCGAUACAAUGAAUGUUAGUAAUUCAUUGGAGUUGUUUAGUUGGCAUGCAUUUCGAGACAGUCACCCCCCAGAAUGUUACAUAGAGCAGUCAGAGAAGAUACUAAAGCAAUGCCAAGGUCUUCCUUUAGCUCUUGAGGUUCUAGGUGCUUCUCUGCAUGGCAAGAUGAGAGCUGUCUGGACGAGUGCGAUACAGAAAUUGGAAACUUUUACUCACUCUAAACUCCAGAAGAUAUUAAAAAUAAGCUAUGAAUCUUUGCCAGAUGAUCAUGAUAGAGAAUUAUUUCUUGAGCUUGCGUGUUUCUUCAAUGGAGAGGCCAAAUCUUCUGUGGUCGUGAUAUUGGAUGCAUGUAAAUACUAUACAACAAUUGGUGUUGAUAAUCUUGUUGAUAGAUGUCUGUUGAAAAUUGAUACAUAUGGAAAGCUGAGAAUGCAUCAGUUGAUAGAAAGCAUGGGUAGAGAAAUUGUCCGUCAGCAAUCACCAAAGGAUCCAGGGGAAUGGAGUAGACUGUGGCACUAUAGGGACUCCGUUGAAAUAUUAGAAGAUGAAACAGGUACUAGAGCAAUAGAAGGUCUGGCACUAGACAUGGAUAUGACAAAUGCAUAUCAGACCGAGUUGAGUACAAAAGCUUUCUCGAUGAUGCACAAGCUAAGACUACUUAAGCUGAACAAAGUACAGCUACGUGGAGGUUACAGGGACUUCCCUAAAAAGUUGAAAUGGUUAUGUUGGCAUGGAUAUACUCAAAGAUCUUUACCAGAUGACUUCCCUUUGAGUAGCUUAGUUGCUAUUGACAUGCAAAAUAGUAAAUUGCAAAAACUGGUGCAGGGAAAUAUGUGUCUUGGAUCACUAAAGAUUCUAAAUCUUAGCCACUGCCAUUGCGUUGUGGAAUCGCCAAAUUUUUCCCAACUUCGUGUUCUUGAGCAAUUGAUCCUUGAAGGUUGUGCAAGCCUAGUCGAGAUUAAUGAAUCUAUUCAAAUGGCUGAAGGACUCCUGAUCAUGAAUCUAAAGGACUGCAUAAAUUUAAGGAAGCUUUCAAAAAAUUUGGGAAUGCUAAAGUUACUGGAAACACUAAUCAUCUCAGGUUGUUCAAAUCUUAGUACGCUUCCUGCAGCGAUGAAAGAGAUGGAAUCUUUGAAGGUUUUCCAGGCUGAUGGACUUGAUUUUGGUAAUUCAAGCUUUGUAAUUGAGGAAUAUGUAUCAUGGCCGAUAUAUUUUUGGGGUUGGGUAUCCAAACGGAAUCUAGGUUCCCAACUUCUGUUGAGUUCUUUACCGUUCAAGUCUAUUAGAAGAUUGAGUUUGGUGAAUUGCAAUCUACAUGAUAAUGCUUUUCCGAAGGAUUUCAUUGCUGCACCCUCACUCAAGUACUUAGACUUGAGUAACAACCCAAUCCGUUUCCUACCAGAAUGCUUCGAAGGUGUAAAAAUGCUCAAGAGGCUUACAUUAAGAUAUUGCAACCAGCUUCAAGCACUUGAAAAUUUACCGAACAUAGAUAGCUUGCAUGUCACAGAUUGCCCGUUAUUGGAGAAAAUUAGAUGCAAAGAAGGCGCAUCUUUGAUAAGUGUUGCUUCUCCAUGGAGAUGCAAGAAACUACUUGAGAUGGAAAAGAGUUUCAAGGUUGUACCAUUAGAAAAAAUGGAUUCAGAAAUGAUCAAAAAUUGUGGUAUUGAUGAUGUGGAAUCCAAGAAAAGAAUCCAGAUAAGAUUAUACAAUAAAUCCACAUUUACGGAAACAAGUUGCCCGAUACAGGGAGUAUAUGAAAAUCAUUGCAGGGGGGGAACAUUCAGCAUUUUUUACCCAGGGAGUAGUGUUCCCAUAUUGUUCACUAAUAAACAUAACAUGGCUUCAAAAUCCUUUGUCGUAUCAUCACAUUCUAAACUUAGAUACCUAAACACUCGUGUUUGGUACAAAUUUGUCCCAGGCUCAAUAAGAAGUUUGUUCAUCGUAAUCACUAACAAGACAAAGAAAAGAAUGAUCAUAUAUUCUCCAAGGUGUCAUGGAGUUCCUGAUGGCGAUGAAUACAUGACAUGGUUAAGCCAUUGGAAAUUCGGUAGUCACGAAAUGGGACCUGGAGAUGAGGUCAAUAUUUUUGUAUACGAUUGGCAUUAUAAUACUAGUUUUGAGGUGGAGGUUGGAGUCCAUCUUGUAUAUGAAGAGCAAGAACAGGCAGGUGAUCACUCAGCCAAGUUACCCAACAUUGAACAAACCUGUGUCAUUCUGCAGAAUAUAAAGCCAUGGGGACAUCGUGGAACUACACAGCUAUACUUCCUUGGACAUGGUGGAGUCAGAGGAGAUGUAUUGCUGGAGUCUAUUUUUCGCAGGAUCUGUUCUGGAUGUGGGAGGAGAAUAUGUACCAGAUGUGGGAGGAGACCGGUGAGACGGGCCAUUCAGUCUUACUAGUGAAUUUGAAUAAUUCUCUAUUGCACCCAAUAAUUGGACGUUCUGCUGUGGAACACCUUAUAAAGAUGAAAUAAUGUUUUCACCUCCAAAAAUUUGGAUGCAAAUUGUGCUGACUUGAAUAUAUCUCCUACAAGCUACAGGUUAUGGGAUCAGAGAAACCUCCUUAAAAGUUUCAAAGAAUUGAGUAGACAGUUGUCUGAUGUAAUGCGUGAGAUAUAUUGUCACCUGGAACGCAAUGUUUACAAGUUAUUUUCAAGUUAUAACAGGAACAUAUAAUUUGACAAUGGUAAAGGAGUCACCACUAGUGGUGUGUUGCCUUUUCUUUUUGGAUAUACAUAUAUUUUCAUUUGCUUAUAAAUACUGGAUAUACGCUCUAAACUAUUUCGGUUUUAGACGGCCUUACAGCAUACUCAAUGGAGUUUAAUCUCUUC